Paramecium sonneborni is the source of this 551-nucleotide messenger RNA. The record is from the annotation of a GenBank genome assembly. NCBI's taxonomy places the organism in Eukaryota, Ciliophora, Oligohymenophorea, Peniculida, Parameciidae.
AUGAAUAAUCUUAAUGCUGCUUAAGAAUAAUUGGAAGAUGCUUUGAUAAAAAAUGAUGUUUAUAGAAUUGCCAAUCUUUAAGGUUUUAUUAAAUUCAAAUUGGGAGGUUAUUUAAAUCAUAGUUUGUUUUGGGAAAACUUGUAAAAAUAUUAAACUUAUAACGAAGAACUUCAAUUAAAAAUGGGGGUGGAUAAUUACCUGAUGUAAAUAGUGCUCUCGUAUAAGAAAUCAAUAAAAAUUGGGGAAAUAUUGAAAAUUUCAAGACCUUCUUCAAUACUAGAACAGCAGUGGAUGGGGAUUCUUAGGAAUUGAUCAAUAAUCAAAAAAAUUAAGAUAUUUAGAACUUCGCAAUUGAGAAAUUCCAUAAAAUUAUGGUCUUACACCAAUCUUAAGUAAUUAAUUAAAAAUAGAUAUAUCAUUAAGCAAUUGAUAUAUGGGGAUAUGCUUAUUGGUAGGAUAUAAGGAUGCGAGACCUAAUUUCUUAGCAAAUUUUUGGAAAAUCGUUAAUUGGAAAGAUGUAGAAAACAAGAUAUAAUCAAGCUUUAAAAUGA